Suillus discolor is the source of this 1038-nucleotide messenger RNA. RefSeq lists its product as uncharacterized. Bases 1 to 1038 code for a protein of 345 amino acids. The transcript has 12 exons. The record is from RefSeq and is a predicted model, not a curated record. Lineage: Eukaryota; Fungi; Basidiomycota; Agaricomycetes; Boletales; Suillaceae.
AUGACUGCCGAAUGUGCAUGGAAGAAGAAAGGGAGUACGCAGGAACAUGAUUUUUUGCUAUGCACACUGUUGGAGUGGCACCAUUCAAAUAUUCAUGUCCGCCAAAAAGUUAAGGUUGACUCAACCGCGUUAGCAACGACGAGGACUAAGUUAGCCUGGAGAGGUGCGGCGAACAUGAGGCGCGCGAGAAGCACCAAAGAAUGGACGCUUAGUAUAAUGCAACGUUAUUCUAUUCAGUUCUCAUCAAUUGGAAAGCUCCAAGACAGCCCCAAGAGCGCUAAAAACGGGGUGAUCAGGCGCAAUACGUACAAACUACGUGGCAACAGUGGAAUCCGAUCUCAGACGACGCUUCGAGGGCUCACGUGUCUUGUCAAUGUCACUCUUGUCAGGGUUCGCCUCGGUCGCACAGCUACUAGAGACUCGGCAGGGUUGGUGACAACUGACAACCCGUCCACGCCGGUCCACGCCCGGCCCGCUCGAAUGGAAUCGAAAUUAUGCAGGGCCGAGGCCAGCGUUUUUCCCAAUUCCCAGCCAGUCUUGCUUGACAGCGUGUGCAAAUGCGGGUUUAAGGAGGAGAAAUACCAUAAAUUUGGUGGAGCGUUGAUAGGACUAACUGUUGAGGCUACGAUGUUCCAGAUAACUGGUCACGCGCGGCCGCGACCACUCGGGUCGUCAUACGGACCGAGGGCUCGCGUUUUAUGCUCGCUGGAAAUGAGCCACGAGAACCAAUGGUCCGAUGAAAGAAAUAGUAGCCCUGGAAGACGAAGGACAGAUGAGUUUGCAGUGCUCCUGACGAUAAUUUUAAAUCUGAUAAUACCUAGCAGAGGAACAUCCGAGCCAGUAAGUGUUUUGAAAUUCUCGGGCCAUCCGCACGAAGGCUGUCGUCGAGCAAGGACUCAAACGUUUGGAGCUGUCAAAAACGCGGGGUCAUUUAUCGCUACCCCUGAAGUUUGGCUCUGGAUGUUCAACAUCUCCCAACAUUUCCCCCGACUGCCGCACCGCAUCGGAAUGACGUACCGACCGCCAUCUACGGGCUAG